AUGCAAGACUCACGACCGAUUCCGCCUUUCCGAUGUGACCAAAUCGAAGCGAGUAAACUGGGACGAGAAUGGAAGUCGUGGAAGGAAUCACUAGAGUGCUAUUUUGCGGCUUACGAUAUAACCGACCAGCAUGCCAUGCGGGCAAAACUUUUGCAUUUCGGCGGCCCGGCACUGCAGUUGAUUUUUAAAAAUUUGAAAGGUCAUGAUCACGUUCCGCUGGUGACGCUGCAACCAAAGUGGUACGAUCUGGCGGUUAAAAGAUUAAAUGAAUUUUUCGAGCCGCGUCACCAAAGUACGUCGGAGCGCCGCAAGCUUCGGUCGAUCAAACAAAAGUCGGGGGAACGUUUCGCCGACUUUAUCAUUCGGCUGAAGCAACAGGUCGCAGAGUGCGGUUUUGAGAAGUAUGGCUGGGAAAGCAGCCAAAUACUAUGCGAGAUUUAUCUUACGGACGCCGUUGUUGAGGGAUGCUCUUCGAACGAAGUACGCAGAAUAUUUUUGAUGAAAGAGUUGAGUUUUCCUGAAAUUGAAGCGCUGGGCAUCGCGCAAGAAAGUGUAGAUAAACAAGUCGAGGACAUGUCUCCCUCUCAGCCUCCGGAAAAAGUUUUCAAAGUAGAGCAGGUAAAGCAUAAGAAAGGACAACCCGUAUCGCAAUAUGUAAAAUCAUCUGAGAAGUCGUGCUAUAAUUGUGGUCGGCCAGGACACAUUGCUAUUUCAGCUGCAUGUCCUGCUCGUGGAAAGCAAUGUAGAAAUUGUAAAAGCUACGGCCAUUUCGUGAUGCUAUGUCGCAAGACGAGACGACAUUCGAUGGGUCGUGAACCAGACAGACGCGUCAAAUGA
Messenger RNA from Wyeomyia smithii (pitcher-plant mosquito), 837 nucleotides. RefSeq lists its product as uncharacterized. The transcript has a single exon. NCBI's taxonomy places the organism in Eukaryota, Metazoa, Arthropoda, Insecta, Diptera, Culicidae. Bases 1 to 837 code for a protein of 278 amino acids. The record is from RefSeq and is a predicted model, not a curated record. Gene Ontology annotation, molecular function: zinc ion binding; nucleic acid binding.